Messenger RNA from Moneuplotes crassus, 3034 nucleotides. The record is from the annotation of a GenBank genome assembly. NCBI's taxonomy places the organism in Eukaryota, Ciliophora, Spirotrichea, Euplotida, Euplotidae.
UGCAAACUGGCAAAAGUAUGUUGAGAAAUAUAAACAAUUGUUUAGAGCAGCAUUUAAGUCAAGUCAUAUUUGAAGAGCACGAAAAAGAAGAUUCUCCUAAGAAUGCAACCUUGAAACCUAAGCAAGUGUCUGCUCCCGUAGUCUCAAUAUCUCAGAAAGAGAAGUCAAAAGCAAGCAACCGCCCAAGAGUUGCUUUUAAAAAUCCUCAAACUCCUAUUCCAAACACUAUUUAUAAUUUCCAUGAGAAAAUAUCCCAGAAGUUGGAAGCAGGUCCUCCGAUUCAUUCAAGAGUAAAAAGCCAGACUCCACAGUACAAUGUGGUCAGGGGGUCGAGUAGUCAGCCAACAUUGAGUAGGACGCCUGGAGGAAGGAAUAAACCAAUAGAAGUUGGGAAAUCAUUUGCUAAACGAAGAUCCAGGCUUCAUAAAAGAAAUAUGCUAGAUAACUUACUCAUCGAGAAGGCAUCUAAUAAGGAUUUGAAGAAAGAAUUUAACUUUAGCGAAAAAUCUCAAUCCAUAGCUUUUGGGAAUAAUUAUCAGUACAAUGCUACGUCUGAUCAUGUUUUUGGUGAUGACAGUGAUAAUAAGAGCUCUGCUCUGGGCUUUCUAUCUAAGAUUGUUGAGAACAAUGAAAAGGAGCUUAAGAAAAUAAUGAAGAUGAAGAAAUCUAACGUAAACUCGAUUCAAAACAUGAUGAAAAGAAUCUCUCAAACUCCUUCUGUGAGUAGUGACGGGAAGAAAGUUCAACCUUUUCACAGAACUGUGAACUCAUUUGAUGCUCAAAGCUCAGCAGGGGUGAAGAGCAAGCAGAUUCUCUUCUAUUCAGAUUUAGUUCAUUGAUAUGAUUUAAAUAAGUUAUUCACGGUAUUGGAUAAGACACCUUCAUACACGAGUCUUUCAAUUUGAAGAGAAAGAAUUAAAAUAGAUCUAAACAAGUUGAUAAUAUACGAGGAAGAGAUUACCCGGCUGUAUGAGCUUCUUGAUAAAGUGACUGACUAUUUCAAACUUAUUGACUUCCGGGAAGAAUAUAGGGCAAAGAUAGUAUCAGAUACUAUUAAUCCUAGUAUCAAAUUUGGAAAUAAAGAUAGCAUAAAUAUGCUUAAAAAGAGCAACACAAGAGUCCCUAAAACGAGUAACUCUGGCAAUAAACCAGCUGGGGCAAAGGAAACAUACCGAGAAUUUAUCAAAAACAAAGCUAGGGACUUUAGUAAGAUAGAAACAGAAUAUUAUCAAAUCAAGGAGAUCUUGAAAAAGACUCAAGAAGGAAAGCUGAAUAUGGAACAGAUUAAUUCUACAGAUGCUCAAAAAUGCAAUAAGUAUCAGAAGCAGAUAGCUUCUAUCAAGGCUCAGUUAGAGGCUAUUCAAAAGUUAAAGCUCACCAGAGACGAAGAGAAUCUGGUGUUGAAGUAUGAAAAUCAAACUCUAAAGACUAAAAUUGAGAAUUAUCAGGAUGAAAUUGAGAAACUUGCUUUAAAUAAAAAGAAUAUGAACAGUUCAUCUGACCAAUCUUCAUCUGAACGUUCAUCUUUCAAAUCUGACUCUUUUGAUGAGAAGGAUUCCUUUAUGAACAAUAAAAAUGACUAUGAGGCAUCCGAGCGAGAUGAUAAAGAGAGUAAAGAGGAGGAAGAUCAUCAAAAGCUUAUUCAGAGGCCAAAAUUACUCCGAAAAGGAACUAUAGACCCCAAUUUAGGGAGAUUAAGCGAUGGUGCCAGAAGUCAAGGAGAAGUCAAGAAAGAAGUUAAUUACAGACAUUUUAUUUCAAGAAAAGGAUUUGGAAGUGGAUUUGGAAUUGAAGGUUUGAGAAAUCAAGGAGAUGAAGGUGAGAAAAAUAACUCGGGCACUAUAAAAAUUGGAUGGAUGUAUGAUUUCAUCUCUUGUAUGGAGCUGGCUGUGAAGGAAAACAAUACCAAACAAAUAAUGAAUAAGUACUGAAACACAUUUAAAAAUCUUCUUGAUGUAGAGAGAAUACAUAUUCUCAAGCUUAACAAAGUCUCUACAAAAUUUACUACCACUGUGAAAGGGGAGAAGAGAGAAGUUCUGAUAACUGAGAGGCUUUUAUUCAAAAUUUUCAAGGAGACUAAAAUGCUCACCAUUCACGAUACAUCAGAUAAUAGGAUGUUUGAUCCUCGAUUCAAUAAAUUCUUUGGGUUGAGGAUAAAGAAUCUUCUUGCAAUACCUAUUAUCAAUUCUAACGGAACUCUUUGUGCUAUUGCAAUGAUUUUGAAUCGUUCAAAACCAGUCAAAAUUACUGAAAAAGGAAUCUUGAUGUACUCAAAGACUCAUGAGCUGAUGGCUCAUAUGCUGUCAUAUCUUGUCUCAAAUCUGUUUAUCCUAGAUAGCUUAAGGACAAUGAAACAGAAAGAGACUGAAAGAAUCGAAAUUCUGAUAGACUCAACAGAGAAGAUUUUGAGUGUCCCUUCUUCAGGAUUUCUGAUUUCUCAGAUCGAAUCUUUUGUGAAGAAAUUUAUGGAUUGCCAAAGAGUAACAUUUUAUUUAUUCGACUCUAAAAGAAAUGAACUUUACACCCUUUAUGCGACUAGCAAGUCAGAGUACAGAAUUUUAUCAUAUUCUUCUCAAAAAGGAAUAUGAGGAUUUGUCGUCAGUACAGGAACCUCCGUGAUUUUACAUGAAGUAUAUGAUGACAAUAGGUACAAUCCUGAGAUAGAUGACCCGAGAAGUGAUGGUGAUAUCUUCUCUCUUCUUACUGUUCCAAUCCUGUGUAGCAACUUAAACCCAAAUAUGGAAUCAAAUGAGAGCUCAACUAAAGGAGUUCUACAAUUAGCCAACAAGAAGGAUGGAACACAGUUUGAUGCUAAUGAUAGAAUUAAAACAGAAGAGUUAGGUGUAAUUCUUGGGAGAUUCCAGAACGUCAUAUUCUGCCUUGAAGACUUCUUCGCUACUUGUGAGAGGGAGAAAAAGAAACUCACAAGAGCAAUUCCCUUUAAGGAAAUAGAAAUAUAAACUUCUCUGCUUCUCAUAAAGAUGCUUAAUAUUUCCAAAUUUAAAUGCUGAUUUUAAAAAUUAGGUAUUUCAAU